Molecule: messenger RNA, 1384 nt
Organism: Medicago truncatula (barrel medic)
Lineage: Eukaryota; Viridiplantae; Streptophyta; Magnoliopsida; Fabales; Fabaceae
Product: dehydration-responsive element-binding protein 2D
Exons: 1
Coding region: 128-943 (271 amino acids)
Biological process (GO): response to stress; positive regulation of DNA-templated transcription
Cellular component (GO): nucleus
Molecular function (GO): transcription cis-regulatory region binding; DNA-binding transcription factor activity
Source: RefSeq, a predicted model, not a curated record
UAACACACACACACACACACUCAAAUCCAUCCACAUUUUCAUUUCUUCUUUUCUCUGUUGUAACUGAAACCUGAGUGUGUCAUAGUAAUAAACACAACACAAACUACAGAAGUAGAAGCUGAAAAAAAUGAUGAAAUCAGGGAUGGGAAUUGAAGAGAGAAAACAGCUGAAAAGACCAGCACAAGCAAGUUCAAGAAAAGGGUGUAUGAGAGGUAAAGGAGGACCUGAAAAUGCAAGUUGCACUUACAAAGGUGUGAGGCAGAGAACAUGGGGUAAAUGGGUGGCUGAAAUUCGCGAACCUAAUCGUGGUGCUCGUCUUUGGCUUGGUACUUUUGAAACCUCUCAUGAAGCUGCUUUAGCUUAUGAUGCUGCUGCUCGUAAACUUUAUGGUUCUGAUGCAAAACUUAACCUCCCAGAACUUUCUACACCCCCUCAAAAUACUACUUCAUCACCCUCUCCUACACCACCUCAAAUGCAACAACAACAACAACAUCCUCAUAUUCAAAUUCAACCCAACAACAACAAUAACAUUAACAAUAGCUUCAAUAUUUGCAACAACAUAAACAUGAACAACAACAACAAUAAUAGUCCUGUUUUUGUGUCUCUGUCUUCUCAACAAGUUGGUGGUGAUAUUACACCAAUAUAUAGCAGUGAUAAUUCUGUUAUGUCAUUUCCAUUGGAUAGUAAUAGUACUAUUACAAAUACAAUGGAAUCAAAGGGUAUGGAGAUUAGUAGUGAUUCAUUUUUUGGAACAGUGAAUUAUGAAACCAUGCCAGUAAUUGAUGAUGAUUCAAUUUGGACAGAAGCUGCUAUGUCUUUAGAUGCUGCAAUUUCAAUGGAUUUUCCAAUGAUUGUUGAUGAUGCUGAUGGAAUUUAUAAUUCAGGUGCAAAUUUUGCUGAAGUUGGUGCUUGGGAUUCUCUACAAACUCCAUGGUGCAUGUAAAUCAACAUCAAUCAAAUCAAACUCAAACUACAAAACUAAAUAUAUCAUCAUGAAAUAAUCAAUCAUAUAUAAAAUAUAGUGUGUGUGUGUGUGUGUGUGUGUGAGAGUGUAUAUAUAGAUAUGGUCUUGCAUUAGGUACAUGUAUACUAUACUAUAAUAUACACAUAGUAUAGUGUGUAUAUAUUUAUGGUACUCCUUCCUUUAGCUAGGUACAUAAGGAGUGAAAGAUCAAUUAGUAUACUAUAAGUAGCAAAUAUGUUACAUGUAUGAUAAUAAUGUGUGUUAAACUUGACUAAAGUGAAGACCAUGACAUAGUGAUUUUGUUAGCACUUUUGUCUUGGAUCUUUAUUAUAGUGUCAAAUAGUGUAUAUAUUACAUGGUGUGAACAAAUGGUUAUGAAUGAAUAUGGUGCUUGCUUAGCACUAUGUUAUGUUAUAUUUA